UGUGAGCGUGUUCGACUCAUUAAUUUUAGAGUAUUUUUGAAGGAUGUUGGGUCCAAAGAUGAUGAAAUCUCCUUUUAUAUUAGCAAUACAAACACAUUUGAUGAUAGAUAUGAAGGGAAAACUUAUCAUUUUAGAUCAGUAUAUAGAAAAGGUCAAGAAUUUAGAUAUAAAGUACCUGAUGAAAUAUUAACAGAUAU
Racocetra persica is the source of this 197-nucleotide messenger RNA. Lineage: Eukaryota; Fungi; Glomeromycota; Glomeromycetes; Diversisporales; Gigasporaceae. The record is from the annotation of a GenBank genome assembly.